CUGAGAUGGGGACAGCACCGCGCACGCUGCUCCUGCUGCUGGCGGCCGCUCUGGCCCCGACCCAGACCAGCGCGGGCUCACACUCGCACUCGCUGCGUUAUUUUGGCUCUGCCAUGACCCAGCCGGGACACGAGGAACCGCGGUUCAUCGCCUUCGGGUUCGUGGACGACACGCGCUUUGUGUGGUUCGACAGCGAUGCGAUGACACCUAGAGAGGAGCCGCGGGCAAAGUGGAUGGAAGAGAAUCCACCCGAGUACUGGGAGCGUCAGACCCGGAUUGCCAAAGCUAACGCGCAGAUUUUCCGUGAUAAUCUGAGGACCCUGGUGCGAUACUACAACCAGAGUGAAUCAGCAAACAAGGUGGCUCUAAUUACCCAGCGCAAGUAUGAGGCAACGAAUGAGGCAGAGCACCACAGGGCCUACCUUAAAGUUACAUGCAUGGAGUGGCUCCGCAUCCAUCUGGAGAAGGGGAAAGAGAUACUGCAACGUGCAGAUCCCCCAAAGACACAUGUGACCCAUCAUCCCAGACUUGAAGGUGACAUCACCCUGAGGUGUUGGGCCCUGGGCUUCUACCCUGCUGACAUCACCCUGACCUGGCAGAAAGAUGGGAAGGAGCAGACCCAGGACAUGGAACUUGUGGAGACCAGGCCUGCAGGGGAUGGGACCUUCCAGAAGUGGGCAGCUGUGGUAGUGCCUUCUGGGGAGGAACAGAAGUACACAUGCCAUGUGCAACAUGAGGGGCUGCCUGAGCCCAUGACCCUGAGAUGGGAUCCACCUCCUCAGCACACAUACUCCAUUGUGGGAAUCACUGCUGGCCCAGUUCUCCUUGGAGCUGUGGUCACUGCUGUGUGGAAAAAGUUACCAAGGAGGAAAGUGUGACUAUGGAAUUGAGCCAUACAACGGUGAACGCACUAUGUCAUGAAGAGCUCCUGACUUCUUUUUCUGCAAUUGUCGUCUGACUGUGUUCACUGUGAGAUGUCAGCAAAUGUGAGUCUAUUCAGGCAAACUGGCAUUAGAGUUCUCUGCCUGUCUACUAAGAACAACAUCUAGAUAUGAAUCUAUUAGGAAUUCUUACCCCAGGGUUGCUUGGUUUACUGUAGACGAAGUUUCCGACCCAUCCAGUCCCAAAUAAACACACAGAGGCUUAUAUUAAUUAGAAACUGUUUGGCCUG
Molecule: messenger RNA, 1171 nt
Organism: Phodopus roborovskii (desert hamster)
Lineage: Eukaryota; Metazoa; Chordata; Mammalia; Rodentia; Cricetidae
Product: patr class I histocompatibility antigen, B-2 alpha chain-like
Exons: 6
Coding region: 6-878 (290 amino acids)
Biological process (GO): antigen processing and presentation of endogenous peptide antigen via MHC class I via ER pathway, TAP-independent; immune response; positive regulation of T cell mediated cytotoxicity
Cellular component (GO): external side of plasma membrane
Molecular function (GO): signaling receptor binding; peptide antigen binding
Source: RefSeq, a predicted model, not a curated record